AUGUGCAAGGCAGCAGAAAAAGAUGUUAGGAGCAUGAGUGGUUGUGCUCUCCUACUAACAUCUUGGGCAUUCACACGCAUCCCAUUGUUCGCUCCUAUCAAUACUGUGGAACCAUCGUUUCCAUAUGCACAAAGGUGGACACAAAGGGGAAUGAAUUACCGUGCAACUCCUCGCUUCCAUCUCCAAGGAUAUCGAAACGUGUUGGAUCAUAUGCAAGAAAAAGAUUUUAUAUGGAGGCCGUACAUUCAGUACCCGGUGCCGCGUCUAGAAGAUAGCCAAAUCUGGAGUGCAACAACUUACCUUGUCUGUUUCUACAUCAUUGAGAUGCACCAAUCAGAUAGGGUAACACUCCAGUUUGGAUUUGACCAACAGAUCCCUCCACUUCCUAGGUGCUUGAAGGAACAUCACGCAAUUACCAUGCGAAAAGCGCAAAAAGUUCAUUGGCAACAGUUACACAAGGACGAGGUGCGAGAAUGGAAACACAGAAGAGAUGUGAUUUUGCAGGGGGGCGCUAUAUUUGGUGAACGCAAACCAAGUCAAGAGUAUCUAACUUGGUUCCGCGCAAUUCCUUAUGUUCAUGUUGCUCCGGAUCAAUUUCUAACCGACCCACAGACGCAACCAUCAUCAUCGACACAACAAACUCCCGCAUCAAUGCAUCAGCAUGUCCCACCAACCCAAACCUCUCAAUUUGGGGGGUACCCAUCCUCUUCAGCUCAACCUAACUAUAACUUCCCCCAGUUCUCCCAACAAUAUCAGCCCCAACCCUACCUCCGACCACCCAGACAGUUCACCCCAUGCACAGCCCCCAACUUUCAGCAGAGCAACCCUUAUGUCCAAUAUCCUACAAAUCCUACCUUCAGCACUACCUUCUCUCAACCCGCCUUCACGCCCGAUGACGUAUACAUCCCAACCAUGCAACAACCCCAAGCCGAUACAUACCCACAACCACCACAACCAUCACAUUCAUUUCAACAUUUUUUACUGACAGAGGAGCAACUGACGCAAAUGCCAGAUUUUAACAUCGAAGAUAUUCUAAAUGAUGAUGAAUCAGGACCCUCUUCAAGGCAGACAAUCCCCCCGAGAACACAUCAUAAUGAAGAUUUAUCUUCAGACUCCUCUCAAUCAGCUGCAAACGAGCGUUUGGGCAGAGGAUACCGACAGCGAAGGCCCCCUAGGUGUGGAACUGGAGGUCAUCUCCGAUGA
Lathyrus sativus (Indian pea) is the source of this 1203-nucleotide messenger RNA. Lineage: Eukaryota; Viridiplantae; Streptophyta; Magnoliopsida; Fabales; Fabaceae. The record is from the annotation of a GenBank genome assembly.